Messenger RNA from Caenorhabditis remanei, 1230 nucleotides. RefSeq lists its product as uncharacterized. Gene Ontology annotation, biological process: embryo development. The transcript is spliced from 3 exons. The coding region runs from base 1 to 1230 and encodes 409 amino acids. The record is from RefSeq and is a predicted model, not a curated record. NCBI's taxonomy places the organism in Eukaryota, Metazoa, Nematoda, Chromadorea, Rhabditida, Rhabditidae.
AUGUCAGCAAAAGAACCACCUGCAAAAAACUUUCCGCUGCUCAGUUUACCUGAUCUUGCUCAAAAAACUGUGAUGGAUAUUAUGAAGGUUCUAGAGAAAUACAAGCUCUCCACCCUCUCCAAACGAUCACGAAAAAUGAUAAAAAUGAGUUGCCCUUUGGGAAGCUAUCAGCUGGAGAUCCUAGCUUCUAGCAUCUUCAUCUGUUUCAAUCUAUCCGACCCACGUGAAAACGAUCAAUUCGACGAGAUGCUCAUUCUCGAGUUACGAGAAGACGAUGACACUUUCCCUCCAUUCCAGGAAGGAGCUAUAGUCAGACCCCAUCAAAAUUACCAAGAAACGGUGCCAGCAGAGAUUCGUUUGCUUUUCGAGGUGUUUAACAAGCCUGUCACUAGAAUUUUUUUGAUAGAACACACCCCGUUGAUUGAGGAUAUAACAAGGCUGAUGGGGGUGCUGGAACAUAAACUAACAUUGGUGUGUGCCGGUACAGGGCGCCAAAACGAUCAAGCCUUUAUGCAAGUUAUGCAACAAUGCAAUCCAGUGACCAAACGUCUGGAAAUGUAUUACGAUAUUAAUCAAGGCUCCACAUUCGACUUGACCAACAUCGCCCCGUUUACCUAUGACCAAUUGCUUAUCAGUAACUCGCAAUGGUUGAGUUUCCCUCAGAUUAUUAGUCACUUUAUGGAUUGCAAGCAUUUGCAUUUGAGAUGGUUCCGAGAGGAGUCCAAUGGGCUCCCGGCGUUUUUGGAGAGAUGGAUGGAGGGGUGUGCUAUGGAGCAUGUUAACUUCUCUAUCCGAUGGCCCAUUCAGUUGAGAAUGAUUCUCGAGGAGAUGAGGGUUGAGCAUACUGUAGUUGAUGUCAGCGAUUAUAAGAUUCCAAACCGUGAAAUCUUCAAACCGCGUGAACAACCACCGGCGCCGCCCAUCACAACAUUCAUCAUCCGUCGCCGGUGUAACGGACAAGAGACCCUGAUCUCCCAGAAUGGAUUUCAAUUCUUCCUCUCAACUAAUUGUCGUCUUUUAACCGAAGAGGAGAAACUAAAUCCAGUCGAAGAUUUUACCGAUUGGGAUUUAUCCCAGAAUCCGUUUAAUGGUGUUAUGGAGCGUGGCGAAAAUUUCAGAAUAGUAGGCGGAGGGGGUGGAGGAGGAAGAGUCGUCGUGGAUCAAAAUUCAGAUUCAGACGACUGGGGUGGACGUGUCGACACAGAUGAUAGCGAUUCGUCGGGGUGGUAG